Acaulospora morrowiae is the source of this 354-nucleotide messenger RNA. The record is from the annotation of a GenBank genome assembly. Lineage: Eukaryota; Fungi; Glomeromycota; Glomeromycetes; Diversisporales; Acaulosporaceae.
GAACUAAAUAACGCACCUCAAAUACCAAAAGUUCCUACAAUGGAAAAAAGUAUAAAGGAAUUUAAGAAUUAUAAAUGUAUGCAAGCAAAUCCAUAUCGCAUAUUCUGGGAUCUUGAAUGUUUAAUAGAAAAGUUAACUCCAGAAGAAAAUGCGCAAUUAACACGUACUGAAAAGCUUCAAAGGCAUAAACCUUGCGGAUAUAGCUAUGUAGUAGUCGGUAUGGAUAGUUUUGGUAAUUACGAAAUUACAAGUUAUGAUUCAUAUAGAGGACCAAAUGCGUUAGAGAGGUUUGUAGAUAAACUUGAAGAGGAGUUAGCAGAAAUUAAAGCAGAUUUAUAUUACCUGCGGAAAUAA